UCCAAAUGGUGUGGUUUUGCUGCAUCUUCUUUUUCAUCUUUUUUCCAUCCUUUGCCACACGCUGCCGCCACCUUGAGAGGAGGGCACAAGCACACCAACUCGUGCCGCUUCCUUCCAUCUUCUCCUCUCCAUCAUAGCCUACCCGAAACAUUUAACCUCAGCUAUUACCUCUAUUUCCUUCCCUUUUUCCAUUGCAAUUGUUACUGCUACUUCUGCAAUUUUGACUAGCUCUUUCUUUAAGCUCAACUCCUACUGCAACAUCAUCAACUUUUAUUAUGGCUCAUACUCAGAUCCUCCUCCAUCUCGUUCCCUGGCGGCUGUAACUCUUGCUCCCUUCUCGAAGCUGUUGCUGGUGGUGGCGGCUUUUCCUCUGCCUCUCAAAGUUGCUAUUGCUAGUGAACGCCCCUCCUCGAUUUCUCGAAGUUGGCUGCUACUUGCUCGAGUUACAACCCUCAUCAUUUGCGUGAAGGUGGUGUUUGGAUCAAUUUGCAGACAACUCGACUAAUCUAACUUGAUUCUCAGUCGAGUAAAUGUCAUAUCAUCAAAGUUCCCAUACCAGUAAAUUUAUAGGCGAAUAAAUUUUAUUUAUCUAUCUUCAUGGGAUUUGAAUCUCAGUCUCUUACGUGAACAAUUAUCCCUGCAAAUUACUUAAGUUUGUCUCUUCUUAUUUUUUUUUUCCCUUGAUUUAUGACGUAAAUAUUAAUUUUUUUUAGGUGUAUACGAUGGUCUGGAAGUUUAACGAACCUCAUAUAUCAAUUUUUUUUUAAUGCAAAGAAAAGUUUUUGUUGUAUAUUGAUUCAACAAUGGUCAACAUAUUUCCUUUACAAAAGUAGACAUACAUGAGCUUACACGAAAUGUGGCUCCCCCCGACUUGGGAAAGAACAGACCACAAUCGAAGAAAUUAUUUUUAUUUUUCUAAUUAUUCUCUUCUAAGGAAGACGAAAUAUAUUGAAAUUUUUUAAAGCCAACCCCAGCCAUGUGAGCGUAUGAAAUUCAUGGAAUUUGUGGGUCCCAUUCCUCCACUCCAUAAAGACAAUAGCAGGUGAUACUAACAGCCAAAAAUGAUAUGACAUGUACAAGUUUUAAUCAAAUGUAAAGAAAAAUAUAAAAGAAAUAAGUUCCGUGACUUCGCAUAAUAAUGCAUUACACUUUAAUUAGUAAGUUAAAUUUCACACUAUAUGUAUUAGUCUCAUUAAUAUUUUCUUGAAUAUCUCUGGUCAGUCCCCUCCCAUGGCAUUAUUAUAAAGCCAUAUCCUCCCUCCAUCCCCUUUGCCUCGCUUCACCUUCUCUUCAAUCCCUCAUCACCACCAUACAUAUUCACGUCUCCUCUAAACCCAUACAUCUGCAGAAGUAUAAUAUCAUAUAACCAUAGGCCAAAACCCGAAAGAUAUUGAACCGUGCAGGUUCCUGAGCAAACAAAUGGGUACCAUAAACUAUUCAUAUUCGCCCGGUAACGUGGAAUGCCCUCACAAAGUCGUCAUUCCACCUCCUCGACCAUUUUUCAAGUCGUUUAAGAACACACUCAAGGAAACCUUCUUCCCCGAUGACCCGCUUCGACAGUUCAAAAACCAGCCGCGGGGCCGCAAAUUCAUCCUGGGCCUCCAGUAUGUAUUUCCGAUCCUGGAAUGGGGGCCACGGUACAGCUUUGAGUUCCUGAAGGCUGAUCUGAUAGCUGGGAUCACCAUCGCUAGCCUCGCCAUCCCACAGGGCAUAAGCUAUGCCCAACUGGCCAACUUGCCACCUAUUCUGGGACUAUAUUCGAGCUUUGUUCCACCUCUGGUGUAUGCAAUGAUGGGAAGCUCGAGAGAUCUGGCGGUGGGAACUGUGGCAGUGGGAUCGCUUCUCACAGGAGCGAUGCUGAGCAAAGAUGUGAACCCGAACGAGAAUCUAGAGCUAUAUGUUCACCUGGCUUUCACCGCUACAUUCUUUGCAGGGCUCUUUGAAGCUUCUUUGGGCUUGUUAAGGCUAGGGUUCAUUGUGGAUUUCCUGUCACAUGCAACGAUUGUAGGGUUCAUGGCCGGAGCAGCCACAGUCGUGUGUCUGCAGCAGCUCAAAGGCAUCCUUGGACUCGAACACUUCACCCACGCCACCGACGUCGUGGACGUCCUCCGCUCUAUCUUCUCACAAACCCAUAAGUGGAGAUGGGAAAGUGGUCUGCUGGGAUGCUGCUUCCUUUUCUUCCUCUUGUUGACCAGAUACUUAAGCAAGAGGACACCAAAGUUCUUCUGGAUAUCUGCAAUGGCACCACUCACCUCAGUCGUCUUGGGAAGUCUUCUUGUUUAUCUCACUCAUGCUGAAAAGCAUGGUGUUCAAGUGAUAGGGUCAUUGAAGAAGGGUUUGAAUCCACCAUCCAUGACAGAUCUGGCAUUCGGGUCCGCUUAUCUCAUGACGGCUAUUAAAACGGGCAUUAUCACGGGAGUCAUUGCCCUAGCUGAAGGAAUAGCAGUCGGAAGAAGUUUCGCUAUGUUUAAGAAUUACCAAAUUGACGGUAAUAAAGAGAUGAUUGCAUUUGGGAUGAUGAAUAUCGUCGGUUCUUGCACGUCUUGCUACCUGACCACAGGGCCAUUUUCGCGAUCGGCCGUGAAUUUCAAUGCUGGAUGCAAGACUGCAGUGUCAAACAUCGUGAUGGCAAUUGCGGUCAUGAUUACGUUGAUGUUCCUAACACCGCUGUUUCACUACACUCCCCUUGUGGUACUGUCCUCCAUCAUAAUGGCAGCAAUGCUUGGGCUGAUAGACUAUGAAGCCGCCAUGCAUCUGUGGACUGUCGACAAAUUUGACUUCCUUGUGUGUAUGAGUGCGUAUAUUGGAGUCGUGUUUGGCAGCAUCCAGAUCGGACUGAUAGUAGCGGUGGCACUGUCUUUGCUGAGGAUCAUACUUUUUGUCGCAAGACCACGGACCAUUGUGCUGGGAAACCUUCCAAACUCCAAAAUCUACAGAAAUGUCGAACAAUAUCCGAUAGCGACAACUGUUCCCGGAAUCCUCAUCUUGGAGAUUGAUGCCCCCAUUUACUUUGCCAAUGCAGGCUACUUGAGGGAGAGGAUCUCUAGGUGGAUUGAUGAAGAAGAAGAUAAACUGCGCACAGCAGAAAAAGAAACAACCUUGCAAUAUGUUAUUUUAGAUAUGGGAGCGGUUGGAGCAAUAGACACCAGCGGAAUAAGCAUGCUUGAGGAGACCAAAAAAAUUGUUGAUAGAAAAGAAUUGAAGCUCGUGUUGGCAAAUCCUGGGAGCGAGGUGAUGAAGAAACUAAACAAGUCGAAGUUCAUGGAGAACUUGGGCCAGGAGUGGAUCUUCUUGACAGUGGGAGAGGCGGUUAGCGCCUGCAAUUUCAUGCUCCACUGCGCCAAACCAGAGAACCAUUGCAGGAAGGAUGCUGAUGCUGAUGAUACAUUAAACAACAACGUUUAAUCAAACAUCUCAGUUUCGAUUGGCAAUUUGGCGAAGCCGAAUUUUAAGUGCUUCAGAUUAGAAUAAUGGUACGUCUUGUAUAAUUGGCAGGGAGAAUGAAACUCUUCCGAAAUAAUAAUAAUAAUAAAAAGGUUACUUGGGUCAAUAUAACCCCGGCAACCACCCGAUCCAACAA
This is a messenger RNA of Punica granatum (pomegranate), 3580 nucleotides long. The record is from RefSeq and is a predicted model, not a curated record. Lineage: Eukaryota; Viridiplantae; Streptophyta; Magnoliopsida; Myrtales; Lythraceae.